CUGUGGAAAAGCUGCUCACCGCUCAAGAGGCAACCAGUCAGUCAGGAGAAGCGCGAGAAGCGAGAACAACCUGAUCUAGCGGCGCUGGUGAACGAAAGACAACAGAGACACAGAGACACAGUGAGAUAUAUAGAGCCAGGAGUUAUCGGUAAGAGAGGCGCUCAGACAGAGAAAGACAGACUAUUUGCAGUCAAGGGAAUCGCAUUGGGAUGAGAAUAAUCUGACUUUUUGCAGCGGGGCGCACAGAGAAUUACGCACGAACGCGCCAGUCCAAGGUGAACCAACUUUUACGCACGGACUUUUGGAGAUGCGGGUCUUCACUCAUGGGGAGAAUGCUGCAUUGUUAUAAUUAACUGCGAUUUAGGAACGGGAGCUGGUCAUAUGAUCAUUUCUGACUGGAGCUCUGACCUGAAAGUGGACGCAUCCAGCACUUUUGCACAUAUUGUCGAAUACGUUUUUUAAAAAAAAUCACACAUUUGGAGACAUUGUUGGGAUCUUAGCUGGGGCUUACUGGGACUAUAUCUUACACUGCAGACUGAUAAUAGGAGCUGUGUGACUGUAACCCUCGUGUACCACAACACCCUGCGUUACGCACCUGUCCCUCAGUACCCUUGACUACUCCUCUUCUGAGUUUUCAAAACAGCAGUAUGGACAGAGUCAGACGUCUAGCCUGCGUGUGAGUCACCGUGAGCAAACACUUGGACAAGCGGCGCUUAUAGGCAGUGACACAUCUGAGGAUAUUUAACAGUACGUGCCUUACAAGCGACCAGCACAAGACACCGGGACGAGGCUCGGUGCAGGCGGGAGAUUGGACGCCGAGGUGCUAAAUGCCCAGCCGGUCGCUUGCGGCUCCUCAGGCUGGGCGGCAACAUGAGGUCCUGGGUCCUGCUGCUGCUGCUGGCUGCGCUCUCAGCGGCCCGUCUGCGGUUAGGAAGCGCUGAGGGUGAUCCUCUCCCACUGUCGCUGGUCGACCUGGUGAGAAACUCUCCCAUCUCCUCUGUGGACGACCUGAAGCUGCUGCUGCAGCAGGAAACCAAUGCAAUAGAAGAAGAGGAGGACGAGCAUGAUAUUCUCACAAACCACACCCAUGGCCGGUACACUAGAAGUCUUGUAGAUGCACAGCCGGCUCAACAGGCAGCGUGUAAAGUUCGGACGGAGGUGAUGGAGGUGACGAGAUCCAUGCUGGACCGCCGCAAUGCCAAUUUCUUGUUGUGGCCACCCUGUGUUGAGGUGCAGCGAUGUUCGGGCUGCUGCAACACCAGGCUGCUACAGUGUGUCCCCACUGUCACCUCCAGCAGAUAUCUGCAGGUAAUAAAGAUCCAGUACAUAAACAGGAAAGCCCACUAUGACAAAGCCAUCAUCUCAGUGGAAGACCAUAUCACCUGUAGGUGCCAACCGUCCUCAUCCUCCCCGUCUUCCCCGUCCUCCUCUUCCUCCUCGUCUGUUCCCAUCACUCACUCCUCCGUCCAAAGCAACCCCAACCCACCUUCUCCGCAGCAGCCUCCCCCUUCCUCCCACCUUCCCUCCCUCCCCCGGGGCGUCCACCCCGCUCCACCAAAGACUCACGCUUCCAAGGCUGACCUGCAUCGCCACGACGACCUUAAGCACAACCAGCAGCGCUACCAUCCUGAGGAGCGUGAGCCGGUGGCGAGGCAAUGGCAGCAGGGCAGUUACACCCAGCUGGUGCACUGGACGCAGCCCAGAGUGCACCAGGCGCCCACACAUGUGCAGCCGGGCGUGCACCAGCCGAUUGUCGGGGUGCUUGGGCCAGUCAGCAACUGGCCAUCUGAAGCAAGGGGAGAGCAUAGUGUCAUGGGAGGUACACAGCAGGUUGGGCAUGGGAGCGGAUAUGACGGGAGCAGGGAAGAAAGCGGUGCGCAUGUAGCAAACAGCGGUGGGGAGGUGAAUCAUCCAGAUCACAUGCAGAGGCAGCAACAGUUGUUACAGCAUCAGCAAAGACAGCAGCAAUAUCAGUAUCAUCAUCAGCCGCAUUACCCACAACAUUACAACCAUGGAGGAGCGGAGGACCAAGAGCUGAGGACACAAUAUCGACUCAACGCUCCCCAGUCAGACAGCUCGUCUCCACCUGGCAGCCCAACCCACCCACCCAAAUUAGAACAAAACUCCACCCCUCCCAUGACCACCUAUCAGAAAGACUCAGUGACCAGCCAAAAGAUUACAGAGGUCACAAAUCAUAGACAGACUGAGACUGAAACAACCAGUCAAAAACAAGGAAGCGAGAGGGAGGAAAGUGGGUCAGCCAAUAGUGGGGAUGCAGCCAGGGCAGAGCUGGCCAAUCAGGGCAAGGAUAAAGACUUAAAAUUGACCAGUGGGGAUGGUCAUUUAACAGAGGAGGAGGGCAGACAGAAAACUCUGGAGACGGUACAGAGGGAACUGGAUCGAGAGACUCAUCUUCAUCCGCAUCAUCCUCAGCAAAGACCAAAACCCACCACAUUUAAAACAGCCCUCUCCACUGUGGCUCCCAUCUCACCCUCAGCUCGUCGGGCUCCGUUCCGACCAGCCUCGACCCGCCGCAGGAGGAAACACCGCAAACGCAUCAGCAAAGCAGCCAUCAGAGCCAUGAUCAUGUAGAGCUGCAGGAAAUGGCAAAGCUAACCAAAAGCUUUUGGCCAGAAACAUUGCACCAAAAGAAUACGGAGGAGAAAGAACCUUGGGAUUCUUCAGUGUGGGAUGAUUGACUCUGUGGACGGAUGCUGAGGAAUCAACAGAGGUGACGGACACUUCUACUGCUUUACAAUGAACAGCUUUAAAAAAAAAAAAAAAGAAGUCACCUUUCCUGCUCCAGAGCUGCCGCAGAGCGUCCAGCUUCAUGGAUAUUAUAAAAGUGCAAUCUUAUGAACUCCUUGGAUGGGAGGAUAUUUGUCACACUAAACACUGGAUUUCAUUUGUGUGAACCACAAAUCCCAUUAACAUGGAUCGAUGGAAGCCUAUCAGAUGCCCAAAGCUAGACUAGUGGUCUCUUCUUGCAGUUGGCAGCCAUUGAUUGGCUUCUAGUUCAACUACUGAUUGGUCUACGAACUGAGAGCUUGACUAUAACUUGGACUAAGGAGUCAUUAUUAGGGGCUAAAUGUGGAGCUCAAGAUGAAACUGGAGAUGUGGAGAACUGGAUUUCUACACUGGGAUGAUAACUGGAAACUGGAGAGUGCAGCUCAGGCCUCAAUGCCAAACAUUACUGUUAUUCUACAAUGUCUGAAUUUAACUUUAUCUAACACUGGAGUAGCCAUACACUGAUCAUACUACAUUGACUAGAGACAUGCUCCACUGUGUACUGUAGCUUAAUGUACUGGAAAAUAUCAAUAACCUGCUCAUUUUGUACUACUGCCAGAUCAAAAUGGAAUAACAACCAAAUGCCUGCCUAGAUAAAAUGCUAUGAAUAUCCACAUUAAAGCAAGUCUUAAAGACCUGGCUUCUAGAGAUCGCUGUGAGCCAGUUAUAGCCAACACUGUAUGUAUAAAUGCUUUUAGAAAAUGAUUUCU
Messenger RNA from Larimichthys crocea (large yellow croaker), 3497 nucleotides. It is a transcript of the gene pdgfba, whose product is annotated as platelet-derived growth factor beta polypeptide a. The transcript has 7 exons. Bases 871 to 2592 code for a protein of 573 amino acids. Lineage: Eukaryota; Metazoa; Chordata; Actinopteri; Sciaenidae. Gene Ontology annotation, molecular function: platelet-derived growth factor receptor binding; growth factor activity. Gene Ontology annotation, biological process: positive regulation of cell migration; positive regulation of cell population proliferation; positive regulation of phosphatidylinositol 3-kinase/protein kinase B signal transduction. The record is from RefSeq and is a predicted model, not a curated record. Gene Ontology annotation, cellular component: membrane.